AAGACAGAAAGAGAGAGAGAGAGAAAGAGACGGACGAUUCGGAACGCACGUCGAUCCUAACCUAUAAUAAAUUUUUGCUCACGGUGCGUCACGCUGUCAUAAAAAGUUGAUACUAACCUGGAUGUCCUGAAUGUGCAUUUCGCGUCGCGAUAGAUCUACCCCGGCAUAAUUGGCCAUAAUAUGACAAACGUGAUAGGCAAAUUGUGUCUGCUGAGACAAACGUUGCGAAGUUGCAGGAAUUUACACGUUACACGUGUAACUAAAUACGCAUAUGAAGGCCCAGGUAAAACCACUGUAACAUUCAUUAGCAAGGAGAUUGGCUCUCGACUCUUGGUGACUCAUUGCGAUGAGAUUGGAUUCACGUUAAACGUUGGCACGAAAGUGUUAGGGCCGAUGGUGCUCUUUCCCAGAAACGCUAUCUGUUGGAACAUUCAGUCCGGCAAGCACAUAAACGACGCGUCGCUCUCGUUAUUCACCAUUUUGGAGCCAAAACCUGAUCUCUUGAUCAUCGGACUGGACGAUCAAUAUGAUUUUUCUUACAUUCAAAAUAUUCGAAAAUGUGUGAAGAAGCUCGGUAUUACUACGGAGAUAGUUUCUGUGCACAACGCGUGUACAGCGUUCAACUUUGUCAACGAGGAGGGCAGAUACGUCGUUGCGGCAUUGAUACCUCGAAAAGGAGCUACACUUCUACCAAAGCUACAACGGGGUAAACCUGUGGAACAAAUAGCUGACUCUGAUGCUGCUACAGACAGCAAAAUAAACAGGGAAAAAGCGGAAAGUACAACAAAAUGAUAGAACCUGUACAUGUACAUAUACAUAACAAUUUCAGAAGACUGUAUUAUAUUGUAUAAUAAGAUAACUUCUGUAAAUCAUGUGUAAGAAUAGAAUCAAACUUUAAAUUUACUCAUUUAGUAUUUUCAAGGUAAAACGUUUCUCUUGUUUCUGUCAUUAUUUGGAAACAUUUAUUCUUGACAAGAUAAAUCAAAUAUAAAAACCGUUUAGAUUGUACUACUUAAAAAACAAUUAUGUAUAUAUCAGCAUUAUAUAUCUUGAUAGAAAAUGAGAUUGUAUCGUUUCACUUUACAACAAAGUAUUUCUCAAUUAA
Solenopsis invicta (red fire ant) is the source of this 1105-nucleotide messenger RNA. RefSeq names its product NADH dehydrogenase [ubiquinone] 1 alpha subcomplex assembly factor 3. The record is from RefSeq and is a predicted model, not a curated record. Gene Ontology annotation, cellular component: mitochondrial inner membrane. Lineage: Eukaryota; Metazoa; Arthropoda; Insecta; Hymenoptera; Formicidae. The coding region runs from base 181 to 792 and encodes 203 amino acids. The transcript has 3 exons. Gene Ontology annotation, biological process: mitochondrial respiratory chain complex I assembly.